Molecule: messenger RNA, 1493 nt
Organism: Phytophthora infestans T30-4
Lineage: Eukaryota; Oomycota; Peronosporomycetes; Peronosporales; Peronosporaceae
Product: D-lactate dehydrogenase, putative
Exons: 2
Coding region: 15-1493 (492 amino acids)
Biological process (GO): lactate catabolic process
Cellular component (GO): mitochondrion
Molecular function (GO): D-lactate dehydrogenase (cytochrome) activity; D-lactate dehydrogenase (NAD+) activity; FAD binding
Source: RefSeq, a predicted model, not a curated record
CAAGUCCGAAGUAGAUGUGGAGCCGUCUUGUCGCCAAUUCCGCGCGCAUCAGCGCAGCACGCUCGUCCCUCCUGCUGAGCCAGCAGGGUCGCUUCGUGAGUACACGUCGUGUGCCAUCCGAGGAGACGCUUUCUGCAUUGAAGGCACUGUUAGGCGAUCGCCUUUCAACCGCAUCAUCCGUUCUUGAGCAACACGGGACGGACGAAUCUUAUCACGCGGUGGCUCCGCCUGACGCUGUCGCCUUCGUGGAGUCCACAGAAGAAGUGGCCGAGGUCGUCAAGAUCUGCGCAGCUGCUGGCACGCCUGUCAUUCCCUUCGGCGCGGGAUCCUCGCUGGAAGGCCAUAUUUCCGCAACUGAGGGUGGCGUGUCAAUUGACCUUACGGGCAUGAACAACAUCCUGAGCGUCGAGCCCGAGAACAUGAGCUGCAAGGUACAGGCAGGUGUCACCCGCGAGCAACUCAACGUGGAUCUCCGUGCCACAGGUCUCAUGUUUCCUGUGGAUCCCGGUGCCAACGCCACUCUUGGUGGCAUGAUCUCUACUAACGCCUCAGGUACCACCACGGUGCGCUACGGCAACAUGAAGACCAACGUCAUGUCCCUGACGGCAGUCAUGGCUGACGGACGCAUCAUUAAGACGGGUUCCAAGACCCGCAAGUCUUCAGCUGGCUACGAUCUUACCCGUCUACUUAUCGGCUCAGAGGGCACACUCGGUAUUGUCACAGAGGCUGAGCUUCGUCUGUUUGGAGUCCCUGAGGCGGAGAAGACGAUGAUCUGCCAGUUUGACUCGAUCCAGAACGCUGUCGACACGUGCGCGGCAGUCAUGCAGAUGGGUAUCCCUGUGGCUCGCAUGGAGUUGAUGGACGAGAACGCUGUGGAGGCUAUUAACAAGUAUUCGAAGCUACAGACCCCAGUGCGGCCAUCUCUACUCAUUGAGCACCACGGCUCACCCGGCGAGGUGGAGGAACAGAGCGCAGUUGUGGUGGAGCUGGCCAACGACUUCGAGGCGAAAGACAUUGAGCUUGCUACCAGUCCUGAGGAGCGGAAGAAGCUCUGGAGUGGACGUCACGCGGCGUGGUACGCUACGAUGAGCCAGAUGCCGGGUAGCCGCGGUCUGUCCACGGACGUCGCCGUGCCGUUUUCUCGUCUGACCGACGUCAUCGUUGAGACGCAGACAGACCUGAAGGAGUCCGGCCUAUUCGGUACUAUCGUCGGACACGUCGGUGACGGUAAUUUCCACGUUAUGCUGCCGUUCUUCCAGGACGACGCCGAGCUCAUGCGGAAGGUGCGUGACUUCUCCGAUCGCCUUGUAAAUCGUGCGAUCGAGUACGAAGGCACGUGUACAGGUGAGCAUGGUGUUGGCAACGGCAAGAUGGGCUACUUGUCGAAGGAACAUGGCGACAGUGUGGGUGUGAUGCACACGAUUAAGAAGGCGUUGGACCCCAAGAACAUUAUGAACCCCGGCAAGAUUUUUUACGGUGAUGCUAAGCACUAA